AGCGAUGCAGUAAACAGUAACACUCCCAUACAGCAGGUGACAGUACGACACGUAAUGCUGCUUUACGUUUCAGCAGUAAACACAAAGAAGAAGAAAGCGGAACCAACGGAGGACGUGUUAUUGUGCUACACCGGUGGAUUGAAAAGCGUCGGACAACAACCAAAGGACAGAACAAGUUGUUCAACUCACCUGCACGAUGUUAUAGCCAAUAUUGUCGAUUAUUUACUGGGACUUUUGACGAUGUGGGUCGCCAGGCGAUUUAUAUCGUCGGUUGCUCAGAGAGGUCACUAUGCGGGGCAGUCCGGCUUAUUUCGGCGCCCUCAGCACGGCUCCCCCCCUGAGCUGGAGCUGCGGUAUCUCCAGUGCACAUGUUGCUGGAGGAGCCGAGUUCCCGUGGCGGGCUUUGAAACCCUGAACGCCACCAUCUCGUCUUCCUCCGAGCCGUGCAAAGAGGACAGCAGCGUGCCCCUGGACGCCUGCUACACCCCCGAGCAGCGGGUCGCCAUCCUGCAGCUGCUUAACAACGCGACACCUGCAGAACUGGCCGGCGUCAAGCUCCUGAGAGGCCGCAAGUCUCUCAACAUUGUGGAGUACAGGACUAAAAACGGACCCUUUAAAACGCUGGAAAGCGUGGUGAACGUCCCGCUGCUGAAGCACAAAAGCGCCGUGGUGGUCUUCAACUCCAUCCUCAACCCGGUGAAGAAGCAGAAGAAAGUGAGGAUUCAGCUGGCCAAGUUUAUCAGGCCAGAGAUCGACAGGUCCUGGUUGGAGGAUGCUAACACCAUAGUGUCACUGGCAUGUGGCACAAAUAAAAUCGCCUGGGCGCACGUGGACCGCGGGAUGGCAGUGCUGGACUGGCAACAGCUUGACUGUCCUAAUUUCUUGAAGGGCACAUACAUGGCCUCUGCUUACUUGAAUGAUGUCUCGGCGGUCGUGUCACUCCUCCCUUCUGCUGACUUCUACAUAAUAGAGAAGUCGUCCAUCUCAGCCCAGAAUACGGCUCUGUUCCCCGUCAUGGCCCACAUGAGAACUGUGGAGGCCAUGUUGUUCGCUCUGCUGGAGCCAAGAAACUGCCCGCCAGAGUCCAAUAUCCCUCCCCGAGUUCUGAACAUGAUGCGUACCGCUGUGGGACGUCACUUUGGACUGAUGGUGGGUGAGUCGCGGACCAGCGGCGCUCAGACGGUGCGACAGCUGAUGACAGAGUCGGUGACACAGAAGUUUCCUCGGAUAAACUUCCCCCCGGACCUGCUGGUGAAGUACAGGAAUUCCUUCCAAAUGGGCAGCAGAAGAGGAGGAGAGGAACUCUGCGAUGCUCUGCUGCAGGCCGUGGCUUUCUACGAGCUGCUCAGUGAAUCUUCCAGUUAGCCGUGACGCGCUAACAUCCACUAAAGAUGAACAUAAGCAUUCUGAGCCCUUUCAGGAAACCACACUCCACAUCUGUUUACCAGGUUUAGUGGCAGUUGAUGGUAUAUUUUAAACUGUUAAGCUGUUUUACUGUUAUGUUGAAUACUUUGGAGCCGCUGACGACAGUUGCUACGGUAUUUUGUUAUUCCUGCUGUCUGUCUUGGAUCAUUGAUUUGGACAAUUGUAAAGCUGCUGCUGUCUCAGGACUUCAUGGAUUAUUCACUAACUUUUUUUUUUUUUUUUU
Messenger RNA from Thunnus maccoyii (southern bluefin tuna), 1648 nucleotides. It is a transcript of the gene tefm, whose product is annotated as transcription elongation factor, mitochondrial. Lineage: Eukaryota; Metazoa; Chordata; Actinopteri; Scombriformes; Scombridae. The transcript has 5 exons. Gene Ontology annotation, biological process: transcription elongation by mitochondrial RNA polymerase; mitochondrial transcription. The coding region runs from base 55 to 1365 and encodes 436 amino acids. Gene Ontology annotation, molecular function: nucleic acid binding; DNA polymerase processivity factor activity. The record is from RefSeq and is a predicted model, not a curated record. Gene Ontology annotation, cellular component: mitochondrial nucleoid.